Messenger RNA from Oldenlandia corymbosa var. corymbosa, 4876 nucleotides. The record is from the annotation of a GenBank genome assembly. Lineage: Eukaryota; Viridiplantae; Streptophyta; Magnoliopsida; Gentianales; Rubiaceae.
GGAAAUAGUAAAUCUAUAUUUGAUCAGCUCGAUUGUAUUUUGCUCUCAGAUUUUACAUGGCAGGAUUGGAAAUAUAAAUGAUUAAACAUCAGUUAAAGAUCGAUUAACUGAUAAAGUUCCUUCCGAAUUCCGAUCAAGUGGUAUUAGUGGAGCAUUUUUGUUGGUUGGCUGUUUCUCUCACGGGCCCGAUUUCGUUGGAAGCAGAUCAGAAACCCAAAUUGUAGUAGCCUAAUGGGCAAUGAGCCCAAUAUUAUUUCCUUUUCGGGUUUGUGAACGGUCAAAACCCCGCCAGAAACUAGAAACCCCGCCAGAAAAAUCAUGAAUGAAGAAAUCCGCCACCACCACCGCCGCUGCCUCCGCCAUCACCACCAUCAAAGCUCUGGCCCAACAAAGACUCCAUUCUCAGGCCCUUAAAGCCUCAACUUCACUACCCAUUCCAAAUCUCAAGCUCACAGAUACCCUUUAUUCACUUUUCAUCAAAUCAGGAUUUGCACUGGACCCUUUCCUUUCUGCCACUCUCAUCUCACAUUCCUCUCUUGCCCUAUCCAGUGCCUCGGAUUUUUUCUCGCGCGCUUUGAACUUUCUGAAUGAAACCCUUCACCCCGAUGUGGUGGUAUUUAACUCUAUCAUCUCUGGUCUGGCUCGGUUUGGCCAAUUUGAGCCUAAACUUAUGGUGUUUAAUGAGUUAAGGCAAAUGGGUCUGAAGCCUGAUCCAUAUAGUUUUAGUUCUCUGAUUAAAGGGUGUGAUGAAAUUGUGCAUAAUGAGAUGGCUCAUGGAGUUGCAAUCAAACUGGGGCUUGUUAAAAAUGUGUUCUUGGUAAGUGGGCUUGUGGAGAAUUAUUCGAAAACUGGAUAUUUGACGAGCGCUGAGAAGUGUUUUCGGGAAAACUGGAGUUUGGAUUCCGUGGUUUGGACUUCUAUGAUCAAUGUUUAUGUUAGCAAUGAUAGGUUUGAUGAGGGUAAGGAUGUUUUGAGGGAAAUGAGAGAAUUGGGUAUUCAUUUGAAUGAGUUUGCUUUAACUAUCUUGGUUGGUGGAGUUGGCCAGGUGAAAGAGGGCCAACAAAUUCAUGGUUUUAGUCUGAAGAUUGGGUUUUUAAAUGGAUGUUCCAUUUGUUUGAACAAUGCCAUUAUGAGUAUGUACGGCAGAAUAGGGUAUAAAAAUGAUGCAAUCAGAGUGUUUGAAGAAAAUCCUGAACCGGAUGUUGUGUCGUGGGCUGAGAGGAUUGGGGUGGCUUAUGAUGGUAUGGAUGCGUGGGGAGUGUUCCAGUUCUGUGUUUCAAGAAACUUAGAAGUGAAUGAAUAUACCAUAAUCAAUCUGCUAUCAAAGUUUGAAGGAUCAAGAAUGCUGAAGCUGGGAAAACAGGUUCAUCUUUAUAGCUACAAGAAUGGUUAUCUAUCUUCGGUUCCUGUUUCAAAUGCCUUAAUUUCAAUGUAUGGGAAUGUUUGUGAUGUUGAUGGAGCUGAACGUGUGUUUGGCGAGAUGAUUGCUCUAGAUUCUGUUUCUUGGAAUGCGUUAAUUACCGGGUACGCAGAUAAUGGACUCACCAGCAAAGUUGUUUCUCUGUUCUCACAAAUGCGUACACUUGCUUUAGAACCUAAUGAAUAUACUUUGGCCAGCUUACUUGAUACUGUUUCUGGCUCAAACUCUUUGGCAUUGGCAAUGCAAGUCCAUUCCUUUCUAAUCAAAUGGGGAAAAUUAUCAUAUAGUUCCAUGUUAUCUUGUCUGUUGAUUGCAUAUGGGAACUGCGGUGGAAUUCACUACUCCAAGAGGUUGUUUGAUGAGACUGAUAAUGGGGAUCUGAAACAUUGGCAUGCUAUGAUUUGUGCUUUGGGACAUGCUGGUAGACACAGAGAUAUUUUUCAGUUGUUCCAAGAAAGAUGGAGCUCAUCCUCGGAGGUUGACAUUUUGGCUGUCAGCAUAGCUCUCAAAGCUUGUGGAGUUCUGACUGAACUGGAACAUGGUAGAAUGACUCAUUCUUUGGCACUCAAGUCUGGUAUUCAUGUGGACUACUUUGUAGAAAGUGCAAUCAUUGAUGUGUACUGCAAGUGUGGAAGCUUAAUUGAUGCAGAGAUGGCCUUUGGGUCUACAAGUAGAGACAACAUAGCUGCUUGGAAUGCGAUGAUGAUGGGUUAUGCACAAUGUGGCUUCUAUCAUGAAGUUUUUUUUCUUUUCAGGCAUAUGUGUGAAUCUUGUCUUCAUCCUGAUGAGAUUACUUAUCUCGCAAUUCUUAGCUCAUGUUGCCAUGCCGGUUUAGUUAAUGAAGCUCUUUAUCAUUUGAAUUCUAUGCUCGACCUACACAAAGUGACGCCGCAGCUAGAGCACUAUGCUUGUGUGAUUGAUUUGCUUGGUCGAGUGGGACAUCUAGAAGAGGCAAUGAGCAUCAUUGACCAUAUGCCGAUUCAACCUGAUGCUCAGAUAUGGCAAAUUCUUUUGUCAGCUUGUAGUAUCCACAAUAAUAUCGAUGUAGGAAAAGUUGUCGCAAGAAAACUUCAAGAGCUGCAGCCUGAGAACAACUCUGGAUUUGUUCUCCUCUCAAAUCUUUAUGCUUCAGCUGGCAAAUAUAAUGCAGCUAGAGAUUUGAGGUUGGAAAUGAAGGAAAAAGUGGUUUCUAAGGAGCCAGGCUACAGUUGGAUUCAAGUAGCAUGAUUUCGUCUGUUUUUUGUUGAUUUCAUCUCAUUGCAAUGUCAAAAAAGUGCAGAUGUCCAGGAUACGUGUGGAACUCCAAAGAAUUAGAACUUGAAGGUUGCUUGCUACUUCUUGUAGUGGUAUAGGGUGAGUUGUGUUUUCAAGUUUUAAUGUUCAUAAAUAUCGUCUUACGUCGCAUACUGCAAAGAGAAGUUUUCAAGACAUAGUGAACAACUUGUUCAGUACAUAUGAUGUUGAGUUCUUGCAAAACCCCAAAGCUAAUUUUUUCAUUCCAAUUGUCAUUUGUCCCUUCAUAUGCAGUUCUGUAGAUAUUAGUGAUACUGAUCAUAGGUGGAAAGAACUUUGUGGUAUUUUUCCGAACUAAAACUAGGGAAGGAGCAAUGUCUGGGUGGUGUAGUUGGUUAUCACGCUAGUCUCACACACUAGAGGUCCCCGGUUCGAACCCGGGCUCAGACAUUUUCCAUUUCAUCUUUUGUUAUUGGCUGUGUUUGUUGUUGUGGACUGAUGCCAAUAGAAUAAGACAUUCCUUUUUAUGUUAGUGAAAUAACGAAGAUGGAUGAGACAAUGGAAAUGUUCAUUCAGGAAUAUUCAACAGUUGCACAAAAUUGAUCUACUGAAAACUGCAAUUGCAACAGAUGGAAAACUACUAGACAUGUUAGUUAAAAACCACAGAGCAACCACAUAGUUUUACAUUGCCUUCAUCUCAUGCUUUCCUCAUCCUUUCGUUUAAUUUCCCUUCAGAAUGGUGGUGGUGAUGCAAUGAGGCCCUUGACAGCAUUGUAGCAAUGGAAUGCAGAGCAUUUGCUGCGAUUCUGGAUUUUAUCUGACCCCUUCUGGGUAAAACUGGCCUAGUACCCCUGAAACUUGUCAUCGCUGCUGCAGAAACUGUGCCGAAAUGGUGAUUCAUCUUGCGGGAGUAUUUUCAAUUUUGAAGAUGAACAGGUAUGUGAUUCUCCUUUUUGCAGAUCUUGGGGAGGGAAAAACAGUGGUUGGAUUUGGUUGUUGGUGGUUAUGUUUGAGGGGGGGUUUUAUAUAGGGGGAGAAAAGCCAAUGAUUUGCGGCGGCGGGUGCUGGGAAAGAGUUUUAUCCACAAAGGUAGUAGUAAUUGGGGUGGCAUUGCCAGCGAGAUUAUAUGGCUGGCAAAAAGAUUCUUUGAGCCCUCAACUUGCAACAUAAUCAAAUGACUAGAUAUAAUAAUUAAAAAAAAAGGGUUGGAUUUGUUGGAUUUGUUCACUGCUUCUUGAAUGAAUGAAAAUUGAAAAUUGAUGAUCAGACCCACCAAAAUCUUCUUUCCCUGUUUGUCGCGGAUUUGGACCCUUUUUUCUUCUUUGACUUUUGAAACCUAGUAACAACUAACACAUGUGAUCUGGAGUCUUGGACUUAACAAAAUGAAAUUUUUGCAUUCUUCAAACAUAGUAUCAGUAUUAGUACUACGUAAAAAUUGUUCUCUAUUUUGAACUACUUUGGGACAAUCCUCUGCUCCUCUUUAUGAGUCAUUAACAUUUGAUCGAGUUUCGUAAGUCGGGAUUUCGUUUUCAUGGGUUAACAUUUGAUCCAACUCUCGAAUUUGAAGAGGGUCAUAAGUCAUGACCGAUUAGUUUUAACUUUAAACACACUUUUGCCCGUAACGAAUUGGUUUUGAAAUGGUCAUUAACAGAUACAAAAGAUUUAUUCUGGAUUACCUAGUAAUCCCAGUAGGUGGGGGAGACUUGAUCAUUAGAUUAAUAAGAUGAUGAUAGAACCUUUUGAAUUGUGGUCAGAUUUGGUUGCCUCCGGUUUUGUAAAAUCUGCCAGCUAUGUGGUUUUGUAGAUUCAAAUGCUAGGGGAAAGAUUACAACAUCAAUGACGGAAACAGCAGCUUAAUUGUUUAUCUUUUUGGUAGUAUUGUAUAGUAGUAGUACUCCAAUAGUAAGCAUCUUUUGUUCAAUGGUGGUAUGCAUUUUUUUCGGGAAAUGACAACAAUCAGCUGUCCUCAACCAUUAAAGAAACAAACAAAAAGAAAAAAAAAAGCAGCCUUGUUUUGCACUUACUCCACUUUUGUUUCUCUCUAAAAUUAUUGGCAUAGUCCAAGUCGAGUCAAGUAGCUCGCUCCUUCCCAACAUACAGAACGAUACUACUUAAAAAAUGGAUGGCACUAUAGCACUGACGUCAGGCGUUACGACAUUGUAGAAAACUUACAGUGGUAAAACAGUAAGAAAGACCUGUAAUCCCAUACCCUUCUUUCCUGUU